AUGCGGAAACCAUCACUCGCCCAGGCCGUGUAUAGUGCGACCUUCCCGCGCCCGCGCGCCAGCGACCCCGGCUCCUUUGCAGCGCAUAUCACUCGCAAUCUCGUUCCAGAAGUGCGCAUUGAAACAAAUACGUUCUACGGUCCCUUGGAUUGCAUUGAGGCCCAAUAUCCCGGUUUGGAUUACUCCUAUGGCCCGCAUCGCAUGAGACUGGGUCGGUUUACUUGGCAUCGCCGACUCUUUCACGUCUUUGAUAAGCUACGACUAACAGAGGCCGAGAUAUCGGAGCUCUGUUGCUGGGAAGGAACCAAAUCUGCUCGUCGGCGAUAUGAGGCCGAGGAAGGAAUUACUGUCCGAGACACUACAGCCAGUGGGGUACGCCCUGCGACACCGGCCCGAGAACCUUCGGUUGAGAUUCACCACUACGAUUGUUGCGGGACAGAAGAAGAGUUCGAGCUGGAUCUCGAUCUCGACCAGAUCAUAGAGACUCGUAGCGAUGACACCGUGCGCGCGAGCGAGUCUCGUAGCAGCUCGAGUGUGGCCUCGGAGUAUCGACACGAGUUUGAGGAAGACUACAGUGAUGAUGAGAUGGAGAGUUGCGGCGUAGCCCUGAACCAACGCUUGCUGGACGCCAUGGCCGCGCGCGAUCAAGGAGCUGAUGUGCCCCUUGACGAGGAUUGGGAGCAAUGGCUGAAGGAGGCUGGUGAGCGUGGAGGGUACGGCGACAUGGUGCAUGCGAUACGCACCAAUCAACCCCUGGGCUUCCUUCCCGAAGCACCGACAUCAAUACGACACAGCAAUCCUCGUAUUACUACACCGCGGGCGGCCACAUUAUCUGCAGAGCAGUAUCUCUUUCCAAAUCCGGCUGAUUACAUCGUCUUCCCCCAAACGUCAAAUCGCCGCACACACAGCACGGCGCGUUGA
Molecule: messenger RNA, 921 nt
Organism: Penicillium waksmanii
Lineage: Eukaryota; Fungi; Ascomycota; Eurotiomycetes; Eurotiales; Aspergillaceae
Exons: 1
Coding region: 1-921 (306 amino acids)
Source: RefSeq, a predicted model, not a curated record